This is a messenger RNA of Onthophagus taurus, 5327 nucleotides long. RefSeq names its product rhomboid-5 (gene rho-5). The record is from RefSeq and is a predicted model, not a curated record. Gene Ontology annotation, molecular function: serine-type endopeptidase activity. Gene Ontology annotation, biological process: regulation of epidermal growth factor receptor signaling pathway; regulation of protein secretion. NCBI's taxonomy places the organism in Eukaryota, Metazoa, Arthropoda, Insecta, Coleoptera, Scarabaeidae. Gene Ontology annotation, cellular component: endoplasmic reticulum membrane.
UUUAGGAAGUGAAGUGUGAUAUAAAGGGUUUUAGGUCGACAACCUCUUCUUGUUUUAAGUUCUAAAAAUAAUCAUUUCACGAUUAGACGGGAACCGAAACGUUUCGGGUUUAGUUUUAUUUAGAUUUAGUUUCUAUUCGAUUUUGUUUGAAAAUUUCCAAGUUGUAGGGGAAACUACCCCUGAAACGUACCCCACCCUACCGAAAUUUUCGCAUCCGCGCUACGACGCAAGUCGCGACAACCCCAGAGUUUGUAGAAAUCGCAAGUUUCCGCGUCCCCGUUAUUACCACCACAAAAUACGGCACUGAAACUAUUUUUUUAUUUCACCUUUUUUAAGGGUACAUUUAACGCUGUGAGAGUUGAGUGCGCUAUGGUAAGACGCGUUAAAUUUCGUUAAAAGUGAACUUCCGGUUCGAGGGGUGAUGAGAAGGAAACCUCGGCCUCGUUCCUCGGUGUGUGGGUGUCGUGGUGGUGACAGUUUGACUCCAUGUUUGAGGGGAUGUUUCGAUUAUUUUUCGGCGAUUUCGAAACGUUUUCGAACGUAAUGUUUUAUGAAAACGACAUCAAUCGAAAAUAGAUGCGUUUGAGGCCCCGGAACUCAUGGAACCCGGAAAAUACCCCCAAAAUCCUUCUCGAUGUGAUUUUUAGUUGGCUUUAUAGUAUUGGAUUAGAAGAAAUGUGGUAGGCGAGGGGGUAGGGGGUAGCGCCCCCUACAAUCCUGGCGCCACCAUUGAGGAUCAACACGGCGACCAAUACAGAUGUCUUAAUUUCGGGCCUAGGGCCAACACAAUGCCUACUGACGAAGACGGAUAUGGAAGAAGGCAAAUCCAUCAUCAGGCGACGUCCCCGGCGUCCCUCCAAUGUCCAGCUGGUUGUAAUACUUCGACUCUUGAGCAUACGCCAAGAAACCAACAAGAUCGUUUCGGUUCCGAACGAAGCAAUUCGGAUCGACUCCCUUCCGGGGAGCGGUACCAAGGUGUUUCAGAGCGGUACCCUUUGGGCGAAAGAAACACGAUGGUUUCAGUUUCUUCGGAUCGGCUCCAAAUUCAAAGUUGCGGCACCCAACAGCAACAAAUUUUUCAACCGGAGAGGUGUCAUUACGUGGAAAGGUUCGGAGGGAGAGGUUCCUACCACAUUUUGGAUCGCUAUUCUAGUGAUGUUAUCAAAACGUUACCUCCGGAGGUGUAUAAAAUUAAGGAGAGGAGGUACCAAAGAUUUUCCGAGUACGAAAGGUACCCAUCCGAACGAUUUUUACCAAUCCCUUGCCCGGAACAAAGGGUGCCAUAUUUGGAACCACCUUCCCCCGCUCCAGCAAGCGACCGAUUUAUCCCACCACCUCCUUUAUCACCGGCAAACACACCGAGUCCCGAAUGUUAUUCGGCGAACGCUUUCCCAUCACCAACCGCAACAAACCCAACACCAGAAAGGUUCAUCCCACCACCACCUCUAUCCCCAUCACCAACAGAAAAUUUUUCACCCAAGAAACUCGAAAGGUACGAAAAACGAUAUUACUCCUCAUCUUCAUCACCGAGUUACGAUAGAAUAAAAGAUACCACGCGGUACUACGACAACAGGUACCAUAACCUUCAAAAUUAUAAUAACACCUCCGAACGUUACGUACCGCCUCACGCUCAUAUUCCGGUUGAACGAUAUGUACCGCAACCGCAACAACCGGAGAGUUAUUACGGGGCCGCUUAUCAAACGUUCGAUCGUUACAAAUUUACCUCAUCAUCUUCGACGCCCUCUUCGAACGGCGAUCCGUAUAUGCGAAGGGACCUUCCCUAUCACUACCGACUUCCGGUACCGCAAUAUCAGGGCCAAUUCCAAAGGGUCCGAUACGUUCCGGCGCCCCGACCCAAAUGUUGCCAAUUCAACGAGCAUCACUUUCAAAAAUCUAGCCCCGGAUCUAGCUCGAGCAGCUCCGUUACCAGUCAAAGCAACAUCAACAACGCAACUUUAGAGUCCGGAAGUGGUAGUGUGGAGAUUCAGUGCCAAAGUUACUUCCACCAGCAGGAAAAGGCCGUGCAAUGCAACGGCGGUUAUCAAACCGGGACGACGCAACAAUCGGUUUCCGGGAAUGGUCAUCACCAUCACCAUCGAAAGGGACAACAACAACAGCAACAGUGUAGACACGGGAUUUGUUGUACUAAUAAUGGUGUUGGUGGGAUCGGUGUCGGGGUGGAGUAUGUGGGCCAAAGCGGCGGUAGACACGUGUGCGCCACUCCACCUCCACGGGGUAGUGUUAGUUCCGGCGAAGUGACCGUUUGCAGUGAUCAGUGUUGUGUUAAAAGGGGUCAAAAUACUUCUUUGGCGUUAACAGUAUGGAGAACGUCACCUCCUCAACAGCAACAAUUACAAGAACUACAACAAAUUCAACCACAAACAACAGUGACGACUACAUCUUCAAUUCAAACGCAACAAUUAAAAACGCCCACGAAAAAUCAACAAAACGAACAACCACAACAACAAAAUGUGGCACAAAAGCAACUUCAAAGGGCUGUUUCAAUGCCAGCACAGAGUGUUAAUGAAAGAUAUUCUCAACAACAACCACAACCCAGAGUGAAUUAUAGCCAAAGCGAGCGUAGACCCAGAAUUGUCAGGUCAACGUCAAGGAAAGAAGUUAUAAGGAAUUUUAUUAAAAAGGAGACUGCAAAUUUUUUUGGGGUCGAUGAAGAGAAUGAAAAUGAACAACAACAACGGUGGUUGGAUCGACGGAAACGGUUAGCUUCUAGGACUUAUGGACCAUUAAAAGAGGAUUAUUUACAAAAUCGGGAUACUUUAACUGAAAAUGAUGUGCAACAAAGAAGUGAUCGCCCGGAUGUUUUACCAGGACCAUCAGAUGUUACAGAUUUACCAUCUGAGCAAAUUCGAGAACCUGGGAAGAUACGGAGAAAAGAUUCUGUGGCUAGGAUGACAUGGGAUGGAUUAGCUUACGUUGUUACAACUUUAACAAGACAUCAAGGUCGUGCAAGGGCACAAACUGAACAAUGGUCGAGAAGUUACCCUGCGGAAAUACCAUCGGAUGCGGAAGCUCACGACGAAAGAUUGUUUUUCCAACGUUCAAAACGAUCGUUAUCACCUUCAGAGCAACGACAACCACAACAAGAACUAGCCGGAGGCGAUGUCAUCGAGAGGAUAGACGAAGCGGAUCACACGAAACCUUUAGAAACUUCACCGACGACGACGACGAGAACAACCUACAUUCCAAGAUCGUCGGGAUGGCGAAGAUCGCAUCAUUCAACUCCGGAAGAAUCGCGACAAGAUAUCGGAUGUAAUCGGAUAUUCACGCGACUUUUAGAUCGGGUUUUAGAUAAUUCCGAUCGGAGACAAUACGGGAUGGGUUGGGUUGGUAAAAUGUUUGGUCGUUCAACUCGCCGUUCGGUGAUACAAGACGAAACGAUAAAAGAACAAUUAGACGAUAUGGAAGAUUAUCGACCGAUGUUUACUUAUUGGGUCACAACAGUUCAAAUUCUCGUCCUUUUCAUUUCGCUGUUCUGUUACGGUUUGGGUCCCUUCGGUUUGGAUUUGCACGCAAAAUCAAGUCAGGUAUUGGUAACGAGCUUGUCGCUGCAACAAGUGGACUACAUGGAACCGGCGAAUUUUUGGUUCGGCCCCCGCGCCGCCGAUCUAAUCCAUUUAGGCGCGAAAUUCGCCCCCUGUAUGCGAGUCGACAACAAAAUCUUACAAGAUAUUGAAAAGCGGAGGGCGAAAGAGCGCGAAACUGCUUGUUGUAUACGAAACGAUGAUAGCGGAUGUGUCCAAUCGUCGCAAGCAGAUUGUUCGCUGUCAUAUUCGCCCAAUCAACUUGUACGUGGAAUACGUCCAUCGAAAACAAUUUCGACGUGGAAAAAAUGGUCUGCUGGAGAUUCCGGACCAGGGGGACGUAUUUCCGGUUCAGUUUGCGGAUUAGAUCCAAAAUUUUGUGAUGCUCCAGCUAGUGUCCACCCAUACGAAUGGCCCGAUGAUAUCACAAAAUGGCCAAUUUGCCGAAAAAAGACCACCUUGAUGUCGUCGACGCAAAAAAACGGCACUUCAAAAGAUAAAAUCGCCGAGCACAUGGUUUGCGAGGUGAUCGGACAUCCUUGCUGCAUUGGAAUCCAUGGGCAAUGCAAAAUCACCACGAAAGAAUAUUGCGAUUUCGUUCAAGGAACUUUUCACGAAGAAGCUUCGUUAUGUUCACAGGUGUCUUGUUUGAACGACGUUUGCGGAAUGAUUCCGUUUUACAUGCCCGAUACACCAGAUCAAUUUUAUCGGCUUUGGACAUCGUUGUUUUUACACGCUGGGAUCUUACAAUUGGUGAUAACCGUUUUGAUUCAAUACUUUUUAAUGCGCGAUUUGGAGAAAUUAACUGGAGGAUUAAGAAUUGGGAUUAUCUAUAUUGGAAGUGGCGUUGCGGGGAAUUUAGCGAGUGCAAUUUUUGUACCUUAUCGAGCUGAUGUUGGUCCGGCGGGUUCCCAAUUUGGUCUUCUAGCCUGUUUAAUAGUGGAAGUAUUAAACGCGUGGCCGAUGUUAAAACAUCCAAAUCAAGCGCUGUGUAAACUCCUUUCGGUAACGUUGGUUUUAUUUUUAAUCGGGUUAUUACCGUGGGUGGAUAAUUACGCGCAUUUAUUCGGGUUUGUGUUCGGGUUUUUACUAUCUUACGCUUUGUUGCCGUUCGUCUCGUUCGGGCCUUACGAUCGACAGAAAAAGAUCGUAUUAAUUUGGGUGUGUUUGUUAUCGGCGGGAUUCCUCUUUAUCUGUCUUGUAUUGUUGUUUUACAUAAUCCCGGUGUACGAUUGCAAAGCUUGCUCUUAUUUCAACUGCCUGCCGCUUACCGAGGAUUUCUGCGCAACGCAGAAUAUUAAUUUUAAGCGGCAGGAACCCAUAGUAUGACGAACGGCUAUACGGUUCACAACCGUAACAAUAAUAUUGAUAAUGGAAGAAAAAAUAGUUGGGAAACUUAAAAAAAUGGUGGAGAUGAAGAAAAUGAAAAAUGAGAUAAAAUGCGAUAAACAAAAAUGUUUUUAACGAUUUAAACAAAACAUGUGAUAAGGACGUCUGCUGCAUACAAUUUUUUUUUGGUGGUUACAGACGGUGGUUUAUUUCUAUGGUAUACAUAUUUAAAGAAAUAUGGAAAAUGAUAAAAAACAGGAUAAAACAUGAGGAUAUAGGUAUAUGAAAAUUAUAUAUAUACAUAUUUAAUUAUAAAGACGUCGUAUAUACGCGUGCAUACGUUGUAAAAAUUUAAAAAAUGAUACUGUGCAAUAUUUUUAAGGAUUUAUUUACCUUUGUUUUGGUUAAGAUUGAUUUUUAUUGCAACGAAACUUGAUUUGAUCAAAAAUACAAUCU